AUUCUCUGUUUUGAUUUGUUUUGCACAAAACAUGGGCUGAUGGUGGAACGGGCGGAACGUCUUUAAAAAAAAAUCAACUAAAUUUGCAGUUUUUUCGAGUGUUUUGUAGUUUUCUAUAACCACCAGUGUCUUCCGAGCUUGUUCCAGCGCUAUUCUUUGCAAGGCAAACCGCAAUUUUGAGCAUAAACCAGAAUGGUCGUAGAGCAAGAUUCAAGCCCUCCGGCAGUGGACGGCGCCGGCCAGCAAGAUAAGCCGCAGCAGCGCCGCCACAAGAUCCCCGUCCCGACCAACUACCGGUCCGCGUCCAAGAUUUUGCGCCUGGUCGUCGAGGAACGGCGCAACGUAAAAUCGCUCGUUCUGGAAGAUAAGCACCUGCGCAAGGGCAAGGGGUUGGCCAUGAUGGACUUGAUUUUGGUCAAUUUGACGCAGAUUAAGGAUUUGGUGAGGCGGACGGAGUUGUUGGAGAAGGAGCCCCGGCUGAACCCGUGGCUGGCGACGGUGCUGGUGGCGGAGCUGAUCUUCGGGCGGAAGGAGCUGACGGGGGACUCGCUGCCGGUGCAGUGCGUCCGGCGCUACCGGGAGGCUCUGCAGGAGGCGCUGACCACGUCGGAAGUGGCGCCGGCCAAGCAGCUCGACUUUAAAGAACCGCGGUACGUGCGCAUCAACGUGAACAUGCUGGCGCCGCCCGGGGCCAUCCGGCUGCUGCAGGAGGAGGGCUGGGUGCUGGUGGACGAGGAGUUUGCCAGCUACGCUGAGUACCUGGAGCGGGUGCGCAACCUGGGCGAUUCGGAGUUUUUGGUGGACUUUCACUUCAAGGAGAUGCUCGUGUUUCCGAACAGUGCGAAAAAUUACUGGGCCCGGGCGACGGACCACAAGCAGAAGUUUGUGCUGCAGAAUAAGGCCUGCCUGCUUCCAACUUACCUGCUGAACCCGGCCAAGAAGAGCGUCGUGAUGGACAUGUGCGCCGCGCCGGGCCUCAAAACCACCCACCUGGCGAACCUGAUGAAGAACAAGGGCCGCGUGUACGCCGUCGAGCGGGACGCCAACCGGUACAAACUGCUGUGCGACUAUUCCGCCGACUUUGGCGUCAUCAAAACCAUCAACGACGACUGCCUGCUGGUCGGGGACGAGCAAGCCCCCGGCGUUGAAUACAUCCUGCUCGAUCCGAGCUGUUCCGGCUCCGGCAUGGUGGACCGGCUCAAGCUGAACGAGGAAAUCGACAAGCAGCGGCUGUACCGACUCGGUGGCCUCCAGUACAAACUGCUGACGCACGCCAUGAACGCCUUCCCGGCCGCCAAACGGAUCGUCUACUCGACCUGUUCGAUCUUCCCCGAGGAGAACGAAGCGAUCGUGCAGGGCGCGCUGCGUCACAACGGCCACUGGAAGCUGGUGGACGCGAAGGCCGCCCUCGGCAAGGAGUGGCACAACGUGGGCUCGCCGGACUAUCCCGGCAUCGGCGAGAAGUGUCUGUACGCGCGGCCCGAGAGUGACCUCACCAUCGGCAUGUUUGUGGCCGUGCUGGAGCGGUGCGAGGGCGAGGACGAGGUCAACGAGGUCUAUCUGGCGCACGAGAAGCAAAAGGACAGCUACGAGAAGCUGGCGAGGAUCGGCAAGGACGGCGGCGGGAAGGAGAAGGGGAAGCGGCGGAGGAAGCAGGAGGAGCAGGAAGUGGCUGGCGAGGAGGAAGAGGGCUCACAAGCUGCUCCUGAAGAAAACGUGAAUGAGGAUGAGCCGAGUAAGAAAAAGAAGAAGAAAAAGUCGAAAGAACUGGUUGAAGAAGAGAAUCAACAAGCAGAAGAGGUCGCCGAAGCUCAGCAGGAGGAUAGCUCUCUAAAAAAGAAAAAGAAGAAAGACAAGAAGGUAGAAUCUGCAGUUGAAGAGCAAGACGUGGCCAUGCCUGAAGAUUGUACACAGGAUGACGACGAUAAGAUCAGUAAGAAAAAGAAAAAGAAGAAUAAGAAUAAGGAAGUUGAGGAACCGGAAGUGGUUCCCGAAGAGAGCACUGUUGACGAACAGGAUGUUUCUUCAGUUAAGAAAAAGAAGAAGAAGAAUAAGGACAAAAGUGUCGAAGAAAUCGUUGAAUAA
Molecule: messenger RNA, 2085 nt
Organism: Culex quinquefasciatus (southern house mosquito)
Lineage: Eukaryota; Metazoa; Arthropoda; Insecta; Diptera; Culicidae
Gene: Nsun5
Product: 28S rRNA (cytosine-C(5))-methyltransferase
Exons: 4
Coding region: 193-2085 (630 amino acids)
Biological process (GO): rRNA base methylation
Cellular component (GO): nucleolus
Molecular function (GO): methyltransferase activity
Source: RefSeq, a predicted model, not a curated record